Ananas comosus (pineapple) is the source of this 900-nucleotide messenger RNA. Its product is annotated as vegetative cell wall protein gp1-like. Bases 1 to 900 code for a protein of 299 amino acids. The record is from RefSeq and is a predicted model, not a curated record. The transcript has a single exon. Lineage: Eukaryota; Viridiplantae; Streptophyta; Magnoliopsida; Poales; Bromeliaceae.
AUGGACCUGGGACUCCUUCUGUUGGACCUUGGAAAGUCUGCGAACGGCCCAGGCCCACCUCUUCUCCCUGGGAAGCCAUUUGCUGGACUCUACCGGUUGGCCCAACUUGGGCCUGGCCUUGGAGAGCCCGGGAAGCCAUUUGCUGGACUCCACCGGUGGGCCCAACUUGGGCCUGGCCUUGGAGAGCCCGGCCUCGGCCUCCUCUGCCCUUCCCGUCCGCGCGAGCCCCCAGCCAACCCGAGCCCUCCGCGGCCCACGGCUCCCCUGCCGCCUGAGCCUCCCCGGCUGUGCUCUCUCGACCGGCCUGUGCCCUCGCCGCCGCGCUUCGAAAUCCCCACCGGCCUGUGCCCUCCCGUGCGUCCGAGCUCCCCUGCCGGUUCGAGCUCCCCCGCCGACCUGUGCUCCCCGCCGCCGUUCGAGCUCCCCCCCGGCCUGUGCCCUCCGCCGGUCCGAGCCCCCCCCUGCCGGUUCGACCUCCCCCGCUGGCAUGUGCCUUUCCGCUGGUCCGAGCCCCUGCCGCGGUUCGAGCUCCCGCCGCCUGUGCUCUCCGCCAGCCCGCGUCCACCCCUCUCCGCCGGCUCGCCGCCCUUCCCCCCCCCGCCUGCCUUCCCGCUUGCUGGAACUAUCUGUGAAUCCAACGUGGGCCUUCGAUGGCCCAGUCGCCGCUCGGGCUCCCCUGAUCGGUGCUCCCUCUGUCCGGGCUUGAACUCCCUGAGCUCUCCUGCCAGCCCGAAGCCCCCCGGCUCGCCUCCUCCCAUGGCGCGCCCUCCCUCCCGGGGGCCGGAGACCACCUGCUGCCUCCCACCUUGCUAUCUCCUGCGGGCCGGCCUUGGCCUUCACUAUCCUGCCAGCUUGCUCCCCUUGCUCCCCCCCUUCACUCUGCUGACCCUCCCCUCCUAA